UUGCAAACAACUUUGAAAAAUUCUAGGAUUUCCAGCAAAUGUAAAAUUGAUGAAUGCUAUGGGGUGCGUGUCCUUGGUAUUAUUUAUUGAAGAAACUAGAAGAUCUCAAUUCGUCUAUACGAGGGGCCCACUAAAGCCUGUGGGGGUUGGAUCUCAAUUGACUACCCUAAAUCUAUCAAGUAGCGCUGUUGUUAGCCUUCCUAUAUGGUUCAACACAUUUGUUAGAUUGAAGUGGCUUUUCUUGAAAGAUUGUAAGCAACUUCAAGAAAUUCCGGAACUUCCACCAAGUGUUGAAAUGGUAUAUUUGGUUGGAUGCACUUCAUUGGAAAGACUUCCAUUUAAUAAUAUAUACAAUUCACCAAUGCUCGAAUGGAUUGACUUGUCCGAUUGCCCUGAACGCAUAAGGAAUGACUUACAAAUUCAUUUAGUCAGUGAGGGACAUCCUCAGGGGCAUCGAUUUGGCUGUAUAUUUCCGGGAAAUAAGAUUCCAGAUUACCUCAGCCAUGGGAAAGAGGUUUCAAAUACUAAAUCGCAUGAAAUAGAUAUCAAUGAGCCUAUGCAUUUGGAUUCGGAGAAUACUAGAUUUGUUUUCUUUGCUGUUAUUGGAACAGAGGAUGUACAAGAUGAGGCUUCUUUUCAAAUUUGGAAAGUCAUCAAUAACGUAUCUCAUUGCUCUUAUGAUAUAUGUAUUUCAUCCGGCUCAGAUCAUGUAUGGUUGCAUUACCUUGGUUUACAUCAUUCUCAGGUAGAGGCGGACAAUAUUCGACUUACAUUUAAGUGUGUGGAUGAAUUUGGUAAUCCUUCAAAAGAACGUGUGGUGUCAUGA
Messenger RNA from Corylus avellana, 826 nucleotides. The record is from RefSeq and is a predicted model, not a curated record. NCBI's taxonomy places the organism in Eukaryota, Viridiplantae, Streptophyta, Magnoliopsida, Fagales, Betulaceae.